This is a messenger RNA of Trichobilharzia szidati, 2008 nucleotides long. The record is from the annotation of a GenBank genome assembly. NCBI's taxonomy places the organism in Eukaryota, Metazoa, Platyhelminthes, Trematoda, Strigeidida, Schistosomatidae.
GCGGACUGAGUAAAAUUGACGCUACUUACAGUCCGCUCACAUGAUUGGCUUGCUUUCGGUGUACUGUAUUUUCUUUCUCACUACUUCUGUAGCUCCACUAUUUACCGAUCAAAAUUUAAAAUACAAUCUAAAAAUCAAGGGGACAGCUGUUUUAGAUGAAUUGAAUAGUGCAGCGUUAAAUGUAUUUUCAAAGUCUGGCCAGAAAUUUUCUUGCUCUUGGUCCAGUGAAAAUCACAGCACAAGUGCAAAUACAACUCUGAAUUUAUCAAACAGUGUUGUAUUUUCUCUACUUCCGUCACUCAAUGAGUCCGACUGUCUAGCAUUGACAAAAGGCUGGUGGACUUAUGAAUUUUGUUUCCGCAAGCAUGUUGUUCAAUACCACGAAGGAUCGAGAAAGUCUUCUGAGACACUUCUCGGUGUGUACGAACGUGAUUAUGAUUGGGAUAACUCUUCACAGAAUGAAAACAAGCCGAAAUAUCACAGCCAGUUUUAUGUAAAUGGUAGUGUUUGUGACUUAACCGGCAGACAUCGAAAAUCGGAGGUGCAGUUUUUGUGCGCUGAUACAAACAAUUUUCAUAUUAUUUCGGUGGAUGAACCUGAAACAUGUGUGUAUUUGUUAAAAAUAUCAUCUCCAUCUUUGUGCACCAAUGAACAAUUCACUUUAGAAGCUCCUGUCAAAACACAGGAUAUUAUGUGUCAUCCUGCUCUGAGUGAAUCUGAUUAUCGUAGCUACCAAGCCUCAAUAAAAUCAACGAAUUCAAAUAUUCAGUCACCCUUGGUUGAAAGUCCAAAAUAUGCUCCAAGAUCUCUGAAGCGUAAUUUCACUUACAAAAAUAUGCAUGAUAAAAUUCUUCACAAUCGCCAAAGAAGUCAGUUAAAUUCGUUUAGACGUUCAGUAGGACAAUUCUGUAGAGGUUUAAAAACAUUUUCAACUCUAUACAAAAGACAAAGAUCAAAAACUGUUGGUUCUCAUCGUAGUGCCUUAUUCCACUCGAAUCCAGUAAAUACCUAUGACAUUUUGUCUCUUUUAAUUCAAAUUAGUGACAAUUUCGCAAAUUUCACUACUUUCCUUGUGUCACAAGUUGAUAUUCCUUCUACUAUCCCCAUGGAUUCUCUCAGAGUCAUGAUCAUUAUGUUCAAGAGUCUUUACGCGGAAGUGGAAGGUUACUAUCAAGUAAUUAAUCAGACUGUGACACCUGAUCAAGCGAUUGGAUUACUAUAUGCUUUUAAUUUAACUGAUAUUUAUCAAUCGGGGAAUCAUAUAUGGGAUACAGUGUCCAAAUAUUCAGAUCCUAAUACUGCACAGCAACUGUUAUCCAUUGUGAUACGUGCAUACAAAAAAUACGAAAUAGACAUUCCAAACGUUGAAGAUAUACCUUUAUCCAAAUUAUUACAUAAUAACACUAACAAUUCUCAUCUCAAGGAGAAGUUCGAUUUUAAAUUUCUAAACAAUCGGGUCAGUGAAAAGUUAUCAAAGCAAUCAGGUUAUGAACAGUACUCAAAAUUAUUUCCGUUAGUGGAUACUGUUAAAGAAAUUACCAGUCUGUUUUUGGCUCUUUUAAAAUUGCGUGUUCAACAAUUUAUGAAGGUGUAUAUUGAAUUAGAAAUCAAUAAUAUUAUUGAAGUACAAUUGGAACAAACUCUUGUCAAUGUGUUGACUAAUUCAAAGGUGAAAGUGAUUGCCGUCCGAGGAGGCGAUAGCGCUGUAAAGCGUAAAAUGAAGCCUACUGCUGGUAUGGCUACCACUAAAAAUCGAUUGAAAUACAGUCGUUCAGAAUCACUCGUUGGACAACAGGAAAUUAUGGAGAUGAUACAAAAAAUUGUUACAAAUUUAGGUCCAGAAACAUCAGACGAAUUUGAUAUAUUCGAAACUUCAGAUAAUCAAGCAGGAGUAUCAACGUUUUUUAUCAUGCCUGGUGGACCAAAGAAGAAAGAAGAAAAGCGUGUACGAGAGCUGGAGAAAAACUAUCAAUUCACUUUCUCGCAGGGGAACAACGGAAAUGAUUAG